AGUUGCAGACUGACGGUCAAGUCGGCUGUGCUUACAUAUUGAUUAUAAAUUCUAUAGCUGCCUUUGCCGUCUCCGAAAGGAUUUCAGUUUCAAUAAAAAAAUAAUUAAUAAAUGAUCUUUACUUGUUACAGUGAAAUGAUUUUUUUCAGUGGAGAUUAUCCUGAAUAGGAGAUAAAUUGAACGAGAAUAUAAACAAUUCAACAAUUUUGCUUAAUGAAAGACUGUAAGUCAUAUUCAGUAGCACCACCACUGGCAGAUAUUGCAUUAAGGAAUAUUUGGAAUUUGGACAUGGCAUUAGACGUAAAUACUCGAACUGAAACGGUUGAAUUAUUGAGUCGUGAAGCUGACUGCCUUAAACAUAAACUUGAAGAAGAAAGAAAAAAACUUAAUGAUGUGACAUUGGCAAAUGUUGCGGAACGACUAGAAGAAGUUACAUUUCUUAAUAUAAAACCUAGACGUCUUUUAAAAGGAAACCAAGCUAAAAUGUUAUGUUGUGAUUGGUCUCCAGAUAAACGACAUAUUGUUUCAUCUUCACAGGAUGGUAAAUUACUAAUUUGGGAUGCAUUUACAACUACAAAAGAACAAACUGUUACAAUGCCAACAACUUGGGUAAUGGCAUGUGCCUAUUCACCAUCAGGCAACUUGGUUGCAUGCGGUGGUUUGGAUAACAAAGUAACUGUGUUCAAUAUAUCUAAUCCUGAAGAAGAUCCAUCUGCUAAAAAGAAGACUGUUGGUACACAUACAAAUUUUAUGUCUUGUUGCUUAUUUCCAAAUUCAGAUCAACAGAUUUUGACAGGUAGUGGAGAUGCUACUGCUGCUCUUUGGGAUGUUGAAUCAGGUCAAAUGUUACAAUCUUUUCAUGGCCAUACAGGUGACAUAAUGUCCAUUGAUUUGUCACCAUCAGAAAUUGGCAAUACUUUUAUAUCAGGUAGUUGUGAUAAAAUGUUACUUUUAUGGGACAUGAGAACUGGCCAAAGUGUUCAAUCAUUUGAAGGUCAUCUUUCUGACAUAAAUAGUGUUAAAUAUCAUCCAAGUGGAGAUGCUGUAGCAUCUGGAUCAGACGAUUCUACAUGUCGAAUGUAUGAUCUAAGAGCAGACAAAGAAGUUGCUGUGUAUUCAAAAGAAAGUAUUUUAUUUGGAGUUAAUUCCAUAGAUUUUUCAGUCAGUGGUAGAAUAUUAUUUGGAGGCUAUACAGAUUAUACAAUAAAUGCUUGGGACAGUUUGAAAUGUGAAAGAGUGAGUUUAUUAUAUGGACAUGAAAAUAGAGUUACAAGUAUAAAACUUUCACCUGAUGGAACAGCAUUGGCUUCUGCUAGUUGGGACGCUUCUUUACGUGUAUGGGCAUAAGAUAAGUUAUGAAAAAUUCAAAAUUUUGAAUGUAGAUCUAGUCAGUAAUAAUUUGUUACGUACAAUUAUACGAGUUAAUGUUGACAAGUAAAUAAUAAUAUAAUCAUAGAAUAGUUAAAUAUUUAAAAAAUAAAUUUUUAUUGUAUGUUGUAUAUUAUAUUAUUUUAAAUAUUAAAAUUAUUCUAUUUGGAAUUUUAAAACAAAAUAUACUAAACAUUGAGUUUUA
This is a messenger RNA of Aphis gossypii (cotton aphid), 1573 nucleotides long. RefSeq names its product guanine nucleotide-binding protein subunit beta-5 (gene Gbeta5). Gene Ontology annotation, biological process: G protein-coupled receptor signaling pathway; G protein-coupled dopamine receptor signaling pathway. Gene Ontology annotation, molecular function: signaling receptor complex adaptor activity; protein binding. NCBI's taxonomy places the organism in Eukaryota, Metazoa, Arthropoda, Insecta, Hemiptera, Aphididae. Gene Ontology annotation, cellular component: cytoplasm; heterotrimeric G-protein complex. The transcript has 10 exons. The coding region runs from base 214 to 1347 and encodes 377 amino acids. The record is from RefSeq and is a predicted model, not a curated record.